UCCAAUAUCCCCCCUUGAUUCCUUUCUCUAUCUCUUCUCUAUCUCUAUCUUUCUCUGCAACUCUCUUUCUCUCUCUUGCAUAUCGAUUUGAUUCCCCACAGUCAUCUCCUCAACCUAUCUACCUUUACAAAAGAGAAGAGAGCAAGAACCAUGGUUUUUUCUUCCAUCCCAGCUUAUCUUGAUCCAGCCAACUGGCAACAGCAACAAAACCAUGAUCCGUUUGGGACUAGUACCACUUCGAGUUCACAGCUUCUUCCACCUCCACAACCUUUGUCGCCACCCCCAAUACCUCAUGGGGGUGGCCCGGGAUCUAUCAGGCCCGGCUCGAUGGCAGAUCGUGCCCGCCAAGCCAACAUACCAUUGCCAGACACCGCAUUAAAAUGCCCAAGAUGCGAAUCCACAAACACUAAAUUUUGCUACUUCAACAAUUACAGCCUCACCCAGCCUCGCCACUUAUGCAAAACCUGCAGAAGGUACUGGACCAGAGGUGGUGCUCUAAGAAAUGUCCCAGUGGGAGGAGGCUGUAGGAGGAACAAAAGAAGCAAAGGGAGUAGUUCAAAGUCCCCAGCAAGUAGCACUGAUCGCCAAUCGGCUAGUGCUGGUUCCACCAGCUCAAUCCCCUCUAAUGGUGGACCUACCGCGGAUAUAAUAGGCAUCUCCCCGCAGAUACCGCAGCUGCACUACAUGACUCCCUUGCACCAACUCCCAGACUUUGCUGCCGGCGAGAUCCCCUUGAACUAUGGCUUGAAUUACGGUACGAUUUCUGCACCGAUGGGUUUAGCUGGAGACUUGAAUUUCCAGAUAGGAAGUGCUGGUACUGCUGGUGAUGGUGGGUCUUUGUUAUCGGCUGGGGCUUACGAGCAGUGGCGGCUGCAGCAAGCACAGCAGUUUCCCUUCCUGGGUGGCUUGGAUCCUUCACUGGGGUUGUUUGGAAGUAGUGUCGAAGCAUCCAGUUAUGUCGGCGGCGGAGUGAGUCAGGCCCCAGCUGCCAAGGCGUCUAGUUUGGGGGUUAGUACUCAUGAUCAGGUGGCGGAGGCUUCAGUGAAAAUGGAAGAAAGUCAGGAGCUGAAUUUGUCGAGGCAGUUCUUGGGAAUGCCAGGGAAUGAUCCGUUUUGGGGUGGCAGUGCUACCGCAUGGACAGAUCUUUCUGGUUUUAGCUCUUCUUCUACUACUCGGAACCCCCUAUAGAGUAGUACUUUCCCUACCAUUGUGGUUUAAGAAGCUCGCCAUGAUGAAGCUUUGUGAUUAAGUGUGGUUGCAUUCAAAGAAAAUUAACUUCAAAGAUAUCGUUUCAUCCAAAGUCCACAGCAUGCACCUUCUAUAUACAUAAGUUCCUUGUCAAUAAGGAAAUUGUGAUGGACCCAGAUCUAGGACUUGUAUGAAGACCAGCUGAAAACCCUAAAAAUGGUGAGCUUUUCUUUUUUUCCCUUUUUUUUUUUCGUUUGGUUUCUUCCACUUUAAUUUGCUUUGAUC
Messenger RNA from Juglans regia (Persian walnut), 1473 nucleotides. RefSeq names its product dof zinc finger protein DOF5.1-like. NCBI's taxonomy places the organism in Eukaryota, Viridiplantae, Streptophyta, Magnoliopsida, Fagales, Juglandaceae. The transcript has 2 exons. The record is from RefSeq and is a predicted model, not a curated record. Bases 151 to 1188 code for a protein of 345 amino acids. Gene Ontology annotation, biological process: regulation of DNA-templated transcription. Gene Ontology annotation, molecular function: DNA-binding transcription factor activity; DNA binding.